This is a messenger RNA of Meloidogyne enterolobii, 558 nucleotides long. The record is from the annotation of a GenBank genome assembly. Lineage: Eukaryota; Metazoa; Nematoda; Chromadorea; Rhabditida; Meloidogynidae.
AUGAAAAUUAAUAGUAAAUUACCUUUAGAAAAGUCUAAUCCUUUAAUAGAACAAUCCAUGACAGAAUUAAAAGUUCAAGUUGAUAGAAGAAGAUUAGAAGCUAUGAUUAUAGGUGAAAUACAAGGUGAAAAUGCUGAAACAUUUUUUAAUAGAGUUGAGAAAAUAACUGGGGCAAAAGUUUAUUGGCCUUCGAGAUUAAAGAUUAAAGCAAAAACAAAAAAAGAUGUUGUUAUAAAAUUAAUUGGAAGUUCUUUAAACAUUCAAAAAGCUGCACUAAUUAUUUCUGAAAGAUUAAGAGUUAGGAAGGAGAAAGCAACCCUUAAAAUGGAAAUUAGCCACUGUCUUCAUUCACAAGUUAUUGGAAGAGCGGGUAAAAAUACUCAACAGAUAAUGAGAGAUACUGGUUGUCAUAUUCAUUUUCCAGAUUCUAAUAAAGUAUUAAGUCCAACAUUGCCUCAAGCAAAAAAUGAUCAAGUUUCAAUAUCUGGAUGUGUUAAAGAUGUUGAAAAAGCUAGAGAAUUACUUAGAGUUUUAAUAAAAAAUAAAUUUUUAUUUUAA